GUGACCCGGAAGGGAUCUGACAAGCCGCCAGUUGGCUUCACGCGGAUGACAGUAUCAGCUAGUUAGCAAAAAUAUGCUACCUAAGAUAAAUGUAGCUGCGACUUGUUGUUUUUAUUCUAACGUUACUUGAAUUAGUCGAUGGUCAAAAUGGCUACAAUUUACAAUAUGUUCCAGUCAGAAACAACAUCGAUUAUGGCCUUCGUCGUCGAGACGGCAAUGACAGAAAUAUACAAAUUUUUGCCAAACUCUGACGCUAACAACGACGUUAAUCCGGGGAGAGAGCUCUGCACCAUUAUGAAUUUGUUGAUGGGGGAGGGUAUUCGUAAAGUCUGCCAACUAUUUCUAGUGGCCUCCUCACGUUUGCAAAAUGAAAACGAGAAAUUGAAGACCAAAGUGGAGCAGAUGGAUGAAUAUAUGAAGGAAAUUACUGAGAAGGCUGAACAUUAUAGAACGUCUCUGGCUAAAGUGGAGGCAGAACCGAAAGUACAGACGCCAACCCAUGUUCUGCACAACGGAAUGAUCUUUGCAAUAAAACCAGUUGAUCUCCCAUUGUUGCCUGGAAUGACAGCGGCUUUAGCGUUGCCAGGGAAUGUCAGUCAAGCAAACACAGUCACUAACGCAACAUCCGUCUGUGCAGGUCCUGCCAAAGUUUGCAGUAAACCUACAGAGACGACUUCAUUGGAGUAUGACUCCUCUCUGGGAGACACACAUGGACUGAAUACAGAGCCCUCACCAAGAGAUACUGAAUCCAACGUUGAGCAUAUGAGAGCUGCUCUUCCAGAGGGCACCGACAACGGUAGAGACAACCAUAAAAGACAUAAAAACAGUAAUACUACUAAUGGGACAGGAUCCACAGAAAACAAACGCUUCAAGUGUGAUGUUUGUGAGAAGACAUUCAGCAAGAAAGAGUUGCUGAGAGUUCACAAGCUAAUCCACACAAAACCUUUCAAGUGUGACAUUUGUGAGAAGACCUUCAGCAGGAAAGGGUUACUGGAAGGUCAUAAGUUAAUUCACACAAGACCCUUCACCUGUGACAUUUGUGACAAGACCUUCAGCCUGAACCGCAUGCUGUUACGUCACAAGCUAAUUCACACAGGAGAGAGGCCAUUUGCUUGUGGUCAAUGUGGCAAAACAUUCAGAAUGUCCAAGCAGCUCGAACGUCACAUGUUGCAUCACAAAGAAAACCAUUUCAGUUGCAAAGUCUGUGGAAAUACAUUCUCUACCAAGACAGAUCUGACACAACAUCGGCUAGUUCAUGCAGUGGAGAGACCGUUCAAGUGCCUGACUUGUGGAAAGGGUUUCACAAAAAGGACCAUACUUAUGGGGCACGAGAGAAUCCACACCGGUGAAAAACCAUACAGCUGUGCUGAAUGUGGGAAGAGUUACAGACAGUCUUAUGACCUAAGAAUUCAUAUGCGAAGACAUACAGGUGCAGACAUACGUCCACACUUGUGCUCGGAGUGUGGUAAGAGCUUUCGGACAAAAUCCGUCCUCGAAAAGCACAAGCGAAUUCAUACAGGGGAGAAGCCAUUUAAAUGUGAGACCUGUGGAGCUGCUUUUGGCCAUAAAGGAAACCUUGUGAGACACCAAGUGCUUCACACGGGGGAGAGACCAUACAAAUGUAAAGUGUGUGGGAAAAGCUACCCUCAGUCCACCGACUUAAAAGCUCACAUGCACCGUCAUGGGGCAACCAAACCAUUUAUGUGUGACCUAUGUGGAAAGACUUUUAUUUACAAUUACCAAAUGAGACAACACAAUCUACAAUGGCACAUAGCUGAAGGAGAUAAGGUUCCUGGGAGAGAGGGAAUAUCAACAAAGCCAUUCAGUUGCAAAAUAUGUUUGAACGGCUUCAGCUCCAUGCUAACUCUGAAAAAGCAUAAAGAAAUUCACACAGGACAAAAGCAAUAUUCUUGUUCCAUUUGCGGAAAGACCAUUGCAUAUAAAAAUGCUUUUGACUAUCACAUGAGAGUUCACAGUGGAGUGAAGCCCCAUGAAUGUAAAUACUGUGGAAGGAAAUUUAUUCUGAAGCAAGCUCUUCAAGGACAUGAGCGGACCCAUACAGGUGAAAAACCCUUCAAAUGCAGUUAUUGUGACAAGACUUUCGCAGUCAACACCAAUCUGAAAAGGCAUGAGCGAAUCCACACGGGAGAGAAGCCAUUCAAAUGUGAUGUCUGCGGGAGAGGUUUCAGCCAAGCCAACAAUGUUAAAGCCCACAUGCAAGUCCACACUGGAGUUAGGCCUUACUAUUGCAAGAGAUGUGGAAAAGGCUUUUCUGACAUAAGACACUACAAAAACCAUAGCUGUGAUGGUGUGGCUGUGACACGCACACACUGUGAUGGUGAUAAUUAUCGUAAAUCUUCUGACGGCACUUUCAGAAGUAGAAAAGGAGGUAGACAGGAGUGUUUGCCAUAAUGCUGCUGUUGUGUAGACUCGGUGAUAUUAUCUCAAUAUCAUCUACAGACUGUAGACUACAGUGGUGCAACUUCCUGCUUACAGAUGUCAUGAACAAUGGGGAUUUAUUCAGUGGGGUGAAAUGUUCUCGGGUGAGUUUCUGGAAAGUCUUGUAUGAAAUGAGAGCGUGCUUUAGGAAACUAGAUAUUUGCUUGCUGUAGUGCUUGGAGAGCUUGCUAUAAAUCAAAGGGUUAAUGUUCAUGAGCCCAAAUUCUAAUUCGUUCAUAUUGUGUAAAUCAAUAAACACAUCAUUCAUGUGAAGUUAUAAACUGGGUGGGGCGACCCCUGAAUGCCGAUAGCUGUUGUAUAUCAGACUGUAUACCACGGGUAUGACAAAACAUUUAUUUUUACUACUCUAAUUCCAUUGGUAACCAGUUUAUAAUAGCAGUAAGGCACCUUGGGAGUUUGUGGUAUAUGGCUAAUAUACCACAGCUAAGGACUAUGUCCAGUCACUCCACGAUACAUCGUGCCUAAGAACGGCCCUUAGCCGUGGUAUAUUGGCCAUAUACCACAACCCCUCGUGACUUAUUGCUUAAAUAUAGAGACCCCUAAAUCAAAUCAAACUUUUUGUCACAUGCGCCGAAUACAAGUGUAGACUUUACCGUGAAAUGCUUACUUACAAGCCCUUAACCAACAGUGCAGUUCAAGAAGAGUUAAGAAAAUAUUUACCAAGUAGGCUACAAUAAAGUAACACAAUAAGAAUAAUGAGGCUAUAUACAGGGUGUACCGAGUCAGUGUCCGGGGUACAGGUUGAGGUAAUUUGUACAUGUAGGUGGGGGUUGAAGUGACUAUGCAUAGAUGAUAAACAGUGAGUAGCAGCAGUAUAUAAAGGGAGGGUGAUCAAUGUAAAUUGUCCGGUGGUGAUUUUAUUAAUUGUUCAACAGUCUUAUGGCUUGGGGGUAGAAGCUGUUGAGGCUUUUGGUCCUAGACUUGGCGUUCCGGUACCGCUUGCUGUGCAGUAGGAGAGAGAAGUCUAACUGAGGUGACUGGAGUCUCAGACAAUUUUAUGGGCUUUCCUCUGACACCGCCUAUUGUAUAGGUCCUGGAUGGCAGGAAGCUUGGUCCCAGUGACGUACUGGGCCGUUCGCACUACCCUCUGUAGCGCCUUACGGUCAGAUGCCGAGCAGUUGCCACACCAAGAGGUGAUGCAACCGGCCAGGAAGCUCUCGAUGGUGCAGCUGUAGAACCUUUUGAGGAUCUGGGGACGCAUGCCAAAUCUUUUCAGUCUCCUGAGGGGAAAAGGGUUUUGUCGUGCUCUCUUCAUGACUGUCUUGGUAUGUUUGGACCAUGAUAGUUCAUGGACACCAAGGAACUUGACACUCAACCCGCUCCACUACAGUCUCGUUGAUGUUAAUGGAGGCCUGUUCGGCCUGCCUUUUCCUGUAGUCCAUAAUCAGCUCCUUUGUCUUGCUAACAUUAACCUGUCUAGGACUGGGGUUCCGCUAGCGUUCGAACCCCUCGCCAACAGCCAAUGAAAUUGCAGGGCGCCAAAUACAAAUCAACAGAAAUCUCAUAAAUCUAAUUUCUCAAACAUACAAGUAUUAGGCACAAUUUUAAAGAUACAAUUAUUGUUAAUCCAGCCACAGUGUCUGAUUUCAAAAAUGCUUUACAGCAAAAGCUCCACAAACGAUUGUUAGGUCACCACCAAGUCACAGAAAAACCCAGCCAGUUUUCAGCCAAAGAGAGGAGUCACAAAAAGCACAAAGAGAUAAAAUUAAUCACUAACCUUUGAUCUUCAUCAGAUGACACUCAUAGGACUUCAUGUUACACAAUACAUGUAUGUUUUGUUCGUAUGUUUUGUUCGAUAAAGUGCAUAUUUAUAUCCAAAAAUCCAAUUUUACAUUGGCGUGUUAUGUUCAGUAGUUCCAAAACAUGCAGUGAUUUUGCAGAGAGCCACAUCAAUUCACAGAAAUACUCAUAAAUGUUGAUGAAACACUUCCUGUUUGGAUUUUUUCUCAGGUUUUUGCCUGCCAUAUGAGUUCUGUUAUACUCACAGACAUCAUUCAAACAGUUUUAGAAACUUAAGUGUUUUCUAUCCAAUACUAAUAAUAAUAUGCAUAUAUUAGAAUCUGGGACUGAGUAGGAGGCAGUUUACUCUGGGCACGCUUUUCAUCUAAACGUGAAAAUGCUGGCCCCUAUCUAUAAGAAGUUAAGGGAGAGGUUGUUUAACUAGCACCACACUGCCAGUUCUCUGACCUCCUCCCUAUAGGCCGUCUCAUCGUUGUCCGUGAUCAGGCCUACCACUUGUGUCGUCAGCAAACUUAAUGAUGGUGUUGGAGUCGUGUUUGGCCACACAGUCGUGGGUGAACAGGGAAUACAGGAGGGGACUAAGUACACACCCCUGAGUGGCCCCAGUGUUAAGGAUCAGUGUGGCAGACGUGUUGCCUACUCUUACCACCUGGGGGCGGCCCGUCAGGAAGUCCAGAAUCCAGUUGCAGAGGGAGGUGUUUGGUCCCAGAGUCUUUAGCUUAGUGAUGAGCUUCGUGGGCACUAUGGUGUUGAACGCUGAGCUGUAGUCAGUGAACAGCAUUCUCACACAGGUUUUCCUUUUGUCCAGGUGAGAAAGGGCAGUGUGGAUUGCGAUUGAGAUUGCGUUGAUCUGUUGGGGCGGUAUGCGAAUUGGAGUUGGUCUAGGGUGUCCAGGUGGAUGCUGUUGAUGUGAGCCAUGACCAGCCUUUCAAAGCACUUCAUGGCUACCGACGUGAGUGCCACGGGGCGGUAAUCAUUUAGGCAGGUUACCUUCGCUUCCUUGGGCACAGGGACUAUGGUGGUCUGCUUGCAACAUGUAGGUAUUACAGACUCAGUCAGGGAGAGGUUGAAAAUGUCAGUGAAGACACUUGACAGUUUGUCCGCGCAUGCUUUGAGUACAUGUCCUGGUCAUCCGUUUGGCUUUGUGAAUGUUGACCUGUUUAUAGGUUUUGUUCACAUUGGCUACCGAGAGCGUUAUCACACUGUCAUCCAGAACAGCUGAUGCUCUCGUGCAUGCUUCAGUGUUGCUUGCCUUGAAGCAAACAUAAAAGGCAUUUAGCUCGUCUGGUAGGCUCGCGUCACUGGGCAGCUCGCGGCUGGUUUUCCCUUUGUAAUCCGUAAUAGUUUUCAAGCCCUGCCACGUCCGACGAGCAUCAGAGCCGGUGUAGUAGAAUUCAAACUUAAUCCUGCUUUGCUUGUUUGAUGGUUCGUCUGAGGGCAUAGCAGGAUUUCUUAUAAGCAUCCGGAUUAGUCUCCCGCUCCUUGAAAACGGCAGCUUUAGCCUUUAGCUCGAUGCGGCUGUUGCCUGUAAUCCAUGGCUUCUGGUUGGGAUAGGUACGUACAGUCACUGUGGGGACGACGUCGUCGACGCACUUAUUGAUGAAGCCGAUGACUGAGGUGGUGUACUCCUCAAUGCCACUGGAUGAAUCCAGGAACAUGUUCCAGUCGGUGCUAGCAAAACAGUCCUGUAGUGUAGCAUCCGCGUUAUCGGACCACUUCCAUAUUGAGUGAGUCGCUGGUACUUCCUGCUUUAGUGUUUGCUUAUAAGCAGGAAUCAGGAUGAUAGAAUUAUGGUCAGAUUUGCCAAAUGGAGGGAAGGGGAGUGCUUUGUAUGCAUCUUAGUGUGUGGAGGAAAGGUGGUCUAGGAUUUUGUUUUUCUCCUGUGCUUGCACAUGUGACAUGCUGGUAAAAUUUGGUAAAACUGAUUUAAGUUUGCCUGCAUUAAAGUCCCCGGGCCACUAGGAGCGCCGCUUCUGGGGGAGCAUUUUCUUCUUGACUCAUGGCCUUAUGGAGUUGGUUGAGAGCGGUCUUAGCUUCGUUCUGUGGUGGUAAAUAGACGGCCACGAAUAAUAUAGAUGAGACCUCUAGAUGGUGUGGUCUACAGCUUAUCAUAAAGUACUCUACCUCAGGCGAGCGAUACCUCGAGACUUCUUUAAUAUUAGACAUCGCGCACCAGCUGUUAUUGACAAAUAGACAUACACCCCCUCCCCUCGUCUUAACAGAGGUAGCGUCUCUGUUCUGCCGGUGUAUGGAAAAUCCCGUUUGCUCUAUAUUGUCCGUAUCGUCGUUAAGCCAUGUCUCGGUGAAACAUAAGAUGUUACAGUUUUUCAUGUCCCGUUGGUAGGAUUAUCGUAAUCGUAGGUCGUCAAUUUUAUUUUCAAAUGAUUGCACGUCAGCAAGAAGAAUGGAUGGCAGUGGGAGUUUACUUGCUCCCCUCCGGAUUCUCAGAAGGCUGCCCGAUCCUAGGUGAGUUAUUCAGGUGACUGCAAAGGAUACGCCUGAUUGGGCAAAAAAGUUUCAUGAAUUCUUGUUUUAAAAACAAUUCUUAUUUAAAUUGACCUUAAGUCUUUUUCCUGAUUUAUACACUGAAGUUUACAGUGGCACCACCAGUCUCACAUGCGUGUCUGUCUUUGUGCUUUAUUAAAUGAAAUUGGGCAGGCAGGUUAUUGCCAACUUGGGAAUGCUGGUUAAAGUAAAUAAAUAUAUAUGUUUAUUGUACCUUUCUGCUCAAACCUUGCAUCAGUUCUACUUGCAUUUCUAAAUAUUUACAAUACAGAAUAUUUAAUUGUACUAGCACCACCUUAUUGGCUUAGAUGGUUACAAUGUAGAAGAAAUUAUAAUUUAACAUUGUUCAAAACACCCCCCCAGCAACGAAUAUGUUAAAAAAAGCCCCAUCAACGAAAAGUAGAUGCAAUACCACUUACCUGCCUAUAUGACAUCUGUAGUGAAAGUGGACAAUAGUGCAGCAAUAGGACUUGACCUUAAACUAGACUUAUUGACUUAGCUGCACAGUUACAUUAGUUACCUAGCAGCAUGAUAUAUACUGGACAAAAAUAUAGACGCAACAUGCAACAAUGUCAUUGAUUUUACUGAGUUACAGUUCAUUUAAGGAAAUCAGUCAAUUUAAAUGUAUUCAUUAGGCAAUAAUCUAUGGAUUUUACAUGACUGGGCAGGGGCGCAGCCAUGGGUGGGCUUUGGAGGGCAUGCGCUCACCCACUGGGGAGCCAGGCCCAGCCAAUCAUAAUGAGUUUUUCCCCACAAAAGGGCUUUAUUACAGACACAAAUAAUCCUCAAUUUCAUCAGCUGUCCGGUGGCUGGUCGUAGAAGAUCCUGCAGGUGGAAAAGGCCGAUGUGGAGGUCGUGGUUACUUGUGGUCUGUUGUGAGGCCUGUUGGACUUGGCACCAAAUUCUCUAAAAGGACAUUGGAAGCCGGCUUAUGGUAGAGAAAUUAACAUUAAAUUCUCUGGCAACCGCUCUGGUGGAUGUUACUGCAGUCCGCAUUACAAUUGCACGCUCCCUCAACUUGAGACGUCUAUGUCAUUGUGUUAUGAGAAAACAGCACAUUUUGCAGUGGCUUUUUAUUGUCCCCAGCACAAGGUGCACCUGUGUAAAGAUCAUGCUGUUUAAUCAGCUUCUUGAUAUGCCACACCUAUCAGAUGGAUGGAUUGUUUUGGCAAAAGAGAAAUGCUCACUAACAGGGAUGUAAACAAACAUUUUUGAGAAAUAAUAUUCUGUGACUAUGAAAUAUUUCUGGGAUCUUCUAUUUCAGCUCAUGAAACACAGGACCAAAACUUUAAAUGCUGUUUUUAUAUUUUUUCUAAAUUCAAGAGGCAGUGGAAAUGCGAUUUUGGAUGCUUCUGUGCUUUUUGCUGAUAAUGCCCAUCUUUAGUGAUGGAGUGUCACCACUAGGUGGAGAAGCAGCCCACUGAAUAACUUUUAUCUUUAAUUUUUAUUUAACCUUUUAUUUAACUAGACAAGUCAGUUAAGAAGAAAUUCUUAUUUACAAUCACGGCCUAACCCGGAAAACGCUGAGCCAAUUGUGCACAGCCCUAUGGGACUCCCAAUCACGGCUGGUUGUGAUACAGCCUGGAUUCCAACAAGGGUGUCUGUAGUGACACCUCUAGCACUGAGAUGCAGUGCCUUAGACCGCUGCACCACUCGGGAGCCCAAAAGGCUUAGAUGGCAAUGGUACAUAGCAUUUAUUUCGUACAAAACAUUAGUCUUUUAUUAGUGUCAAUACAAUUUAAUCAGUAUUUUUCAUUUUUAUCUUCCGGUUUGUGCCAUAUGACAUGAUUAAGGUGAGUGUAAUGUCUCCCAGAUUUGGGGUCAAUUUAAUUAGACAUCUGAAUUCAGCCAUGAAGUGGAGAAUAUAUGUUAAAAUCUUCAAGUUAUGGAAUUUAAUUGGAAUUGGGCUGUUUUUGGACUUUUGGAAUUGCAAUUGUAAAAACAUUUCAUCUUCUCCCAGGUAAUGGAAUUACUGCGCAUUGUAUUAAACAUUUACUGUAGGAUUUGUUUUCAAUCAUGUCAACUUGUAUCACUGUAUUUCCAGUAUAGCUAGGCUAUUUGAACAGUGAUGUGAUUAGCCCGAAGGAAUUUAAUUUGUAAUGGAUUUGUUGUGAUCAUAUUGAAUUAUUAGAAAUUACCCCAACACAAAUGUCUACUAUAAUUAAUUGAGUAUUGUGAUGUGCCUUA
Molecule: messenger RNA, 8892 nt
Organism: Salvelinus fontinalis (brook trout)
Lineage: Eukaryota; Metazoa; Chordata; Actinopteri; Salmoniformes; Salmonidae
Product: zinc finger protein 260-like
Exons: 4
Coding region: 139-2412 (757 amino acids)
Source: RefSeq, a predicted model, not a curated record